Lymnaea stagnalis (great pond snail) is the source of this 9994-nucleotide messenger RNA. The record is from the annotation of a GenBank genome assembly. Lineage: Eukaryota; Metazoa; Mollusca; Gastropoda; Lymnaeidae.
AACUGGACUUAACUAAACAUUCAUCUUCUUACUUCCGCAUCAAGAUUUGAUUGUGAUCGGCUAUGUGUUUAGUUACUAUCCGUUUUACGUUAACUUCUGCUAGACUUUCUGAGAUUUACAGAUACAAUUUUAAUUUUAGCACACAAAUUACAUCGAAUCAUGGCUGCGAUCCCUCCCCGGAGUAGAUCACGGAGCUCAUGUUCCUCUUAUAAAGAGAGAUCGCUGCUAGAAACCCUUCAACACAUGGGGUUUCCUAAAGAGCGGGCGUAAGUAAAAUGGAAUAUGGAAGUUGUUAAAUAUUAGGUGUUUAUUAUGGGUUUUGAAGCUACUGUUAAUUAUAAUUUGAUAAAAAUUCACUUACUAAGCCUAAGCUUAGUCAUGAUAGCCUAAGCACAGAGUGAGUGCCAGGCCAGACACAUAGCAGAUCAUGAAUCAUAGUCAUAGCAUAACUUCUUCUAUUUUAUAAAAUUUAUAAAAAUAAAAGUCGUAAGCCCAGAUACUCAUGAUACUGUUGUAACAAAGGCCAUGUGAAAGAGACAGCCACCAAUGAGGCUGGCUUUGAAAUAGUAAAUUAUCUUUAAUUUAUAUAUUCAAAUGUAACCCUUGCUUAAUUUUAACUAUUUAUAAUAAUUUAUACCAAAUAUCAUUUAUUAAUAUAAUAAUUAAUGAAAUUCUUGGGGAGGGGGGCAUCAUUUUUUUUAAACUGGAUCUAGCAUCAUUGCAAAAUAUUGUGAUUUUGUUUGUUGACUGCUCAGAAUCAUUAUAAAAGAUAAAAUAUAUAUUUUUCAGUGAAAAGGCAAUAGCGGUUACUGGCAAUAAGGGAAUACAAGAGGCUUCAGACUGGUAGGUUAAAAGUGUUCUUUAAUUUUAAUAAUAUUUAAUUAUAAUAAUAAUAACUCCAAUCCACUUUGAUUACUUUAAAUUUAUUAUCUGAGACAACUCUUAUUUCCAUUAUAAGUCAAGGAAAAAUAGAAAAAAACAUCAUAAUUUUAUCAUGUAAUUACUGACAGCCUAGCCAAUAACUCUAAAAAUAUUCAAUACUAUAAUUGAAAUGGCACUCAAGUAUACUAUGUGAUGAAGAGCUGGAUUGACUCACUAAAAAGGAAUCCAAACUAAAAUAAACUGAAAAUCUUGGACAGUCUUACUUAAAAGGGAUUCAAAUUUAAACUGAAAUGAUAAAAGAAUCUCUUACAAUAACAUAAAAGACACAUUUUUUCCAUAUGUGGUGAAGAGUGGGAAGGCUUACACCCCAGACAAUCAAAUUUUGACUUUUAUUACCAACAACCCAGAAAGUCAUGAUUUUAAUCAUGUGACCAUGAUACAACUGGCAUAGCCAUUACAUAUGACAAUAGACAACCAAACACAUUUUUGAACACGUCAUCAACAUUUCUGACCAGCUGCCACUUUGGUGCAAUAAUUAAAAGAUAUAAAAAAAGUGUUGAUGAAUGCAAUUUUGGUUAUGCAAGAUGUCAAGCGAAACAUUUACUACAGCUCUGUUGCUUCAUGAGAUAACUUGAAGAUGGUUCAGGUUUUCAACAAACAAUCUGUAUGGGAAAUUGCAUGGGGACCUGAGGUUGCCUCUGUUCAACCACUGAAUAUUUAAGAGUAUAGAAAUGCAAGUCUAGCAGUGUUGCAGAAUGAAAGAUAAUAAUUGAAUUUUAUGCAAGUUCAUUAAAGAAACAUAUUUGUAAAGGAUUAAUUUGUUAUUCUUUUAAGGCUAGUGUUGCAAUGUAUAUAAAGCAUAUGUUCUCUUCCUUUUAAAUGAAUCCACUAAUGUGGCAACAUAUUUUAUAAUUUUCAUGAAUUAGGCUUCUGAGUCACGUCAAUGACCCAGAUCUGGAUAACCAUGAACCACAAGAGUAUAUUUUAUACUUGACCCCAACAGGAGAAUUUUUGAAUCAACUAAAGAUAUUUUGGGAUAACACAUUGCAGGUCUUAGGAUGGAACUCUGCUCACAUCUAUCAACCACAUAUAACCCUUUGUUCAUUCUUCAAGGUCAGUGUUGUUGGUGCCCCAUAAAAAUCCAGAACAUUAUAUGGCAACAGACCUGUUUACUCUUACGAUUUUGGCGUAGAAUGUACGAUUUUGAGGUGUAUACAUUAUAUAUACUGUAUGUUUAUUGUUUUACUAUUAAGAUAAUGUAUUGAAAGCUUUUGUGAUGAUAUUGUACGAUUUUAAGAGUUUGAGGGUAAACAGGUCUGUGGCAAUAUCAGAGACUUGGGUUUAAAAAUAGUGCCACGCAUCACUGGCUUAGAUGACAACUUUGUCUUGAAUAAAUAAUCUCACAUUAUCUAGGAUAAAUGAGUUUGUCUUUAGCAAAAUGCCAUCUAGCAUAAAGAACUAAGCAAAACUUUCACAUUGAUUAUUAUUUUUAAAUACCUGUAUUUUUUUAUCACUAGUUAAAUUAAAAAAAAAAAAAUCUUCUGUAGAUACCAAACAAUAAAAUAAAGCUCAUCGACUCCAUCGUUGCUACAAUUACCCAAGAACUGCAGCUGUGGCCCCCCCUUGGUGCUUUGGGUCUGGAUCUGUUUACGCAAAGCAAGAAUUUCAUUGGAUACUUUGUGAAGAGUCCAUACCACCAGUACAUCGAACAGCUGAUGUUUAAAGUUCAGCAUGAGUUUCUGAAAGCAGGUGAUUUUUUAAUUUAAUAUUCCAGAAUCAUUCUGGCUGCUGUAACUUUACCUGUAACACCAAACUGGAGAGUUAUUUGCACAGACUGUUUAUUUUUGGCUAAACAGUUUAGUUUUUGAACAAACUUUUCAUUUUUAGUCCCGCACCACUUAGGCUGCUGUCUAACAACGUACUGUGGUUGAGAUUUGUGUUCUCACUCAGGCUUCACCUUCUCCCCAAGAAUAAUUUUCUUGCUGGGUUAGUAAGUCCAUUCCACCUAGAAUCUAAUGCUUUGAGUUGGUUGAUGAAUUGAUAGUACUUGUGGUAAAGUAGCUAGACUAAGUUGGUCCAUAUAAACUUUAAAAAAAGAAUUAACACUAUUAACAGCUUUAAAUUAAUAAAGGAAAGAAGGGGACCAACUAAAUAUAUAAGAAGCCGGACCCUUGGAAGAUAAGUAAUAUGUGUCGUAAUCGCUUUUAAUUUUUUAAAAUUCCUCACACAUUUCUCCAAACACCCCCUCCCCCUACCCACCCCAAAUCACAGAAAGACCUUGAUUCAGUAACUUAUAAGAUUAUCAGUUACAACUUAUACCCUUGGUGCAAUAACCUUUAAGGACUGAUUGGUCGCCUCUCUACCUUUUUACUGUAGAUAAUUUGUUUUUCAAUUACUUUGAUUAUCAAUUACUUUGAUUAUCCAUUAUUUUGUUUAUCAAUUAAUUUGUUUAUCAAUUACUUUGUUUAUCAGUUGCUUUUUAAAUUCUGUUACUAAUCGUCGGUCAACUCAUUUUUAAGUUUAUUUUAUUUGUCAUACAGGGAUUGAGAUGAAACCCCAGAUGAAGCAGCUCCACAUGACCUUGGCCUUCCAGUAUGAUGCUGCUAACCAUGAAGUGCUGAUGAAAAUGGCACAUGAUAUUGUGAUCCCAAGUUACACCAAAUGGGACAUUAAAGUGUUUUCUAGGAUCCCAACAUUGAAAACCGCAGAGGUAACUCUAGGAUACUUCAUAAGGAAAUAUUUCCUUGCCAGGUCCACUGUGAGAGUUAAUUUUGAAGAAGGAUAAAUGACAUUGGGAUUUAUGUAUCGCCCAUGUUAAACUUUGAUCAGUUGAAGGGUAAAUUUGCUUAAAGCAAGUUGCAAUAAUUCACUAGAUUUUUUGCUUCAUAUUCAUGGAAUCAAACUUAAUUGUUAUUUAUUAUUUAAAACCAUAUUCACUGAAGACCUAAAAUAAAAACCAUAUGAGAUAAGAUAAGAUAUGAUUCUUUUAUUGAUCCAAACAAAUGGAAAUGUUUUAUGAUUGCAUUGUACAUUUUCAGCAUAUAUAAAAAACAAUUUGAAACAAGGCAUUUGUAAUACAUUUUUUCACUAGCAGCCAUUCCGUGAGUUCUCUUAGCCAUAUCAGGGACUUUUUAGUUCUCAUUAAGAUUUGUGACUUUAGGGGGAGCAUGCUGGUAAAUUUGUACAGAUUGGGUAACAAAAGAAUUUUUAUAUCCUUCAGUCCUCAGCCUGAUGGAAAGAAUUCGUCCCGAACGGGCGGAUCCUAAGUAUCUGUGAUGAAGAGGGUGGGAUGUAUCAUCAAAAAUGUGUUUAAAAUAACAUCUUUCUUCAAAUAGUUCUUCCAGUAAAGGAUGUUUAGUUUGUGUUAUGUUCCUAGCUUUCUUGAUUAGUCGGUUUAUGCUGUGUUUAAUAUCAGACGUUAAAUUCCCACAUCAGCAGGUAAUACUGAAAUUAAGUAGGCUUCCAAUUGUUGCACUGUAGAAUAAAGUAACGACUUGUUUGUUUACACCGAAAUUGUACUGUUUUUUGAGGUAGAACAGACUUUGGUUGAAUUUCUUAUACAGCAUUUGACCGUGCUCAUGCCAUGUUAGCUUAUUAUUAAUUGUGACAUCUAAGUACUUAUAUACCUCUACUUUCUCUACACUUUGAUUUUUUAUGUUGAAAUCUGUAAUCUGGUGUUCUCCCCUCCUGAAAUCAACAACCAUUUCCUUUGUUUUUGAGACAUUCAUCUGGAGAAAAUUUUCAUCACACCAAUUGAUAAAGCUUGUAACUAAGUUGCGGUAGAAGUCUUCUCCUUCAGAUAUUAAGACCUCAAAUAAAUACCUUAUUCACUGAAGAUUUCUAUAUUGUGAACAUUUUCCCUUGCUGGUAAUUAAGUGUUAGUGUAAAAAAUAUUAAGUAAAAAUUAUUCUAUCUUAUCAAAAUUCUAGCAAUUACAAGAAUCAGCUGUUUAAGAAAUAACAAGAACCAAAUGAAAUAUUUAUAUAAAGUGAGAAUGUAAACUCAGCGGAAUUGAAGGUUGCAUCACCACAGUUGUGUUUUUAUACCGAUGAUUGCAAAUAAAAUCAGGAAUUCUAGGUCAAGUCUGCAUUUUUUCAGGGACAAAAUUUUAUUUGUCUGAUUUACUAUAGUAAAAGUUUUAGGCAAAUAGUUUUAUUUAGGUGCCUGCUUUCAUUAAAAUAAUAGCCAAAAUUUGACACUAUUUUUGUGAGAAUCUUUCAUUAAAUUCUUCUAAAGGUGAGGAAAAUCAUAAAGCACUACAAGCCCCAGCAAGAGGAUGAACUAGAGUUGUCAGAUGGUGACUUUGUUUACAUGGAUCCAGAGGAGCACGAGCGCAGCCCUGACGGUUGGUUCAAGGGAACCUCUUGGAGGAUGGGUGUCUCUGGAUUCUUUCCUGGCAACUUCACAAUCAAAUGCUCUCAGAUGGAAAUUUGGACAUUGCACAGGUGAUCCUUGUUUGGUGUGGUCAAAUAAUAAAUAUAUCUCUGAUUUUUCUAGUUGGUCCAGUGUUUUUAUACAAUGGAAGAAGUAUAAAAAACAUAUGCCUUGAAUCAUGAAUUGGCGGAAAAAUGUAUUUAUUCAAAAUAAACUUUUUCCAUGAAGAUGAGAAAAAUAUAAGAGGGAAAACUUGCCAUAAAUAAAAAUCUCAGUUUGUGUGUUAGAUCAAUGUAACAACUUAAACCUUGAUCAACACGAAUCUCCCCAUAAUGUAAACCUUGCCCAACCCUUAUCUCCCCAUAAUGUAAACCUUGCCCAACCCUUAUCGCCCCAUAAUGUAAACUGUGCCCCGCACUAAUCUCCCAUAAAUGUAAACCUUGCCCAACACUAAUCUCCUCAAACUUUAAAUCUUGCCCAGCACUAAUCUCCCCAAACUGUAAACCUUGCUCAACACCAAUCCUCCCAACUUAUCCAAACUAUUUUCAGGUUUGUACCACUGCCAUCAUUGUCUCCUGGAAAUGUGCUAAUUGAUGUUGGUGAAAGGACAGUUGAGCCCCAAGUCUUGUCUGACAUUGGGGACUAUGACAAUUUAUGGGUAUCAGGCCCACAGGAGGUGAAUGACACAAGGGAACUGUAUGCAAAAGUCAGCAAGUUGCCGAAAGCCCAGAGCCAGGAGCCAAGAAAGCUGUUUGUGUUGAGGCAUGCAGAGAGAUGUGACUUUGCAUUCUUUAGAAGCUGGUUUGAGAGAAGCUUUGAUUCACAAGGUAAACAUUUAAAAAAAAAAAAAAUUCAAUUUCUUGACCUUGGAUCUCUUAUACUGAUAUUCUAAAUGUUAACUGCAUUGGAGAAGCAGGAGUGACAGUAGUUUUCUUUUGCAACAGGAAGAUACAUUCGAUUUAAUCUCAACUGUCCCAAGUCAACUGUGGCCAGGACGAACUACAAUGAUUUCAACAAAGACUGUCCCCUGACUGUCAUGGGGAAAGAACAAGCACGCAUAACAGGUCUGGCUUUUAUAUUUAUCAGGUCCGCAAAUCGUUUUCAUGACUCAUUUUUUGAAAAUGGGCCCCACUAGCGUUAACGGCAGCCGCUGAUGCACAGUAUCUACCUGGGUUUUAUGUGGCCCACUGGCAAGCUAUGAUCUGGAGCAGUUCAAUAUAAAUUCACAGAAAAAUCGUUAAGCCCAACAGUUUUGAGAUAAACAUUUUUAUUAUAAACCAAUUAUAGCUAUGAAGAUUAAGGUUAAAGAAUCAUGACUUUAUUCCUUGUGUUAUAGCAUACAAUUUAACAGAUCAUUAUUUAUUUACUUUAACAAUUAUAACUUCAUGAACUUUUGAGGCAUCAAUCAAGCUUGCAGGAUAUAUCAUAAAAAAAACACAAAAAAAAACAAAACCGGUAAAAACGCUUAAAACUAUGUGUAAUUUAACCAUUUUUUUGGAAAAUAUUACUUUUCUGUAUAGAUUUUUUUUUAAAAGUGGAAAUAAUUAAAUGUGUGUAUAAAGGUGAAGCCCUGCGAGAGGCGGGUGAAUCAAUUUCCUACAUUUACUGUUCACCUGCCUUGAGGUGUGUGGAGACAGCACAAGCAGUUAUGACAGGUUGGUUGGAAUAAAUGCAUUGACGACAGAUAAAUUUGUAUUAAACGUGGUUCAAAAAAAGCUCUGUAUCUUUAAAUAUUGAUAUUUAGAGACCUUAAACUUAUCAGUGAAGGGAUUUUAGAAAAUUACUCCCCUUUUUUAAACUCAGCUUUUCAAUGACCUCCCUUCUUUUCCUAUUUAUUUAUUUUAGCGCUAAUAAUUUUAAAAUGAAAAUGUUUACAGCGUAUGGAUCUCAUGUAAAGAUGUGCAUAGAUCCAGCUCUGUUUGAAUGGUUGGGAUGGUACAAGCCACACAUGCCCACUUUUAUGACACCUGAGGAAUUGGCGGACUGUGGCCUAGCCAUUGACACCACAUACACAUCUUCAAUCAAAUUUGACAUGAUCCCUGUCUCGGAGAGCGUAGCAGACUACUACAGGAGGUCUCAGAGCUUUGUCAACCAUGUUCUGAAGAGAACCAAACAAGCUGGUCAGUCAGUAUUUUGACUCUAAUCUGCAUCUCUGAGUUAUGAUUAAAAAAAAUAAAAAUUAUUUGUAUAAUAUUUAUGUUAAGCCAGCAUUCUGACUUAGUGUAACAAUAUUAUAUCGCCGAUAUGACAAUCCUUGGUAGUAACAUUGUUAACUAAUACUUGUAUGGCCUGCCGCUGCUGAUUGAAUAAUUGAUUCAUUCCAGUGUCCACUCCUCAUACUCAUUUGUUUCUCUCUCUCACCAAGAAUGUGAUAACAUCCAAUUGUAUAAUUCACAGCACUUUAUUACAUGUAAUAAACAUGUCAAUAAUAAAUCUUGCUAGGAAUAUAUCCUUGUAACAAUUCUGGGAUGCAAUGAAUAAAUACACACAUGAUCAAUAUUCCAUCUCAUAAUAAUUUAAUAACCCAUACGAGAAAUAAUUCAAUAUGUCUGCCUCUUUUUUUCUCUACUUAACGUGUAUUCUAUCUCCGCUCUAAAACUAGUUCCCGCUUUUCUCGUGAUUUACAUCGUUCUGAUAAAAACUGCGCCAUCAUGUCGUGAGAAUGAAUAUUAGGGUCGUGAGUAUGAAUGUCAGGGUCGUGUGAAAAAUGAUGGUUAACUUGGUCUGUUACACUUAGCCAUUCAGACUUUAAGAAUUUAAAUACAUCUUUACUUGAGUAUAUAACAUUUUUAUUAUAAGUAUUCAUCUCUUGUAUGGAAGAGAGCCUUAUAAUGGCUAUUGCUGAAUGGUACUUUCUAUGGCUGCCAUAGUAUGUCGUGGCAUUAACCACUGUAGACUGAAUGCUGUCUGAUGGUAAGAAGAAGCAAGGUGGGUCUCAGUAGACUCACAGAUGGUAAGAAGAAGCAAGGCGGGUCUCAGUAGACUCACAGAUAGUUAGAAGAAGCAAGGUGGGUCUCAGUAGACUCACAGAUGGUAAGAAGAAUCAAGGAGGGUCUAAGUAGACUCAUAGUUAAACAUUUCAAAUGGACCUGAAAAGACUUUAUCAUUUGCCUGGAAAAUGCAGUAACCGAGAUAGAAGAUGGGACCAUUGGCCUCUGUCCCGCAAAUAAAAAAAAAAAAAAUUUUACUAAUGAUUAAUGUUGAAAACCAUUUUUGUAUCGGACAGGAGGAAAUAUUCUCAUGGUCGCCCACUCCGGGUCCUUGGAUGCGUGCACCAGACAAUUGAGAGGGAAACCUAUCCGCAGUCCAGAAGAGUUCCGCAAUAUUGUGAGAGGCUGCCCUUACUGUUGUAUAUGUUCUGCUGUAGAAGAUGUUGGAACAGGCAGGUGGAACCUAGUGGAGCCCUCUAUACCACAACUGACACAUGGUGCUAACAAAGACUUUAAAUGGGACAUUUUAACUACAACUUAACAGCAUUUUAAGAACUCAUUGCUUUCCAUGUCUGUCUAUUUUAUUUUAUUCAAUAUUACUCAUGUACCAGGGAUUGUUGAUUAUUCUAUUUUGAUUUAGUUUAGUAUCAUAAUUUCCAUAUAAACAAAUAUAUGUAAGAAUAUUACUCAUUAGAAAUCAAUGAUCUAUUAAUUUAAAAAAGAAUAAUUAAAAGCUCAGAAAAUUAGUCACUUUUGAAAUUUUACUCAUAUUUUGGUGCAACAUUAGCUGUUUAGCUGUUUCGUACAAAUUAUAGUUGACUCCAAGAUGUCAUAAUUCACUUAUUAUUGACUUAUAAUUAUCAAAACAAUUUUUUAGUACCCCCAAGUAGUCAUCUGCCAGUGGUUGGGAACGAUUGAUUUAGGAAAUUGAUUUUUGGAAAACUUUAUUUCUGUGUACACAAAGCUUUUUUUUAAGUAAGGGAAAAGAAAUUAUUUCUGCAAUUUACAGCUGCUUUUCAAAUUUUUAAUAAUAAUAUUUCAUUUAGGUCAAAUCUGGCUGAUUUUAAAAAAAAUAAUUUAAAUAUCCCCAGUAUAGUUAUUGUUGAGUACCAUACCGGUAAUUAACGAUUAAACAGUGUUUUUUAAAACAUUUCUAUGAGAAACAAGCAAAUUUAUUUUCCUAUCUGUUUUGUUUCAUUAAGAACAAAUUUUUUUCAUAAUGCUUCUCUGAAAUGUACAAUUACAAAUGGCCAUACUGUGAAUUAAUAUGUUUUUUGCGUGAAAAUACAUAGCUAUGGUAAACUGUCUUUAUAUUGUUCUAUUGUGUCUAUUAAAGGGUCCAAUGCACUAAUCGAAUAUACAUUUUAUAACAUUUUUGAUAAGCGUAGAGUGCAAUAUGUUUUAAAAUAAACAUAUACAUGUAAUAUACACCUUUGCUUUUCUUCAAGCCUUAAAUAAUAUAACAGAGGAUGUCCCCAUGAUACCAUCAGUUAAGGUGCUAUAAAACAUCCUAUUUCGUAUACAUCAUCAUAGAUUCUCACACUUGGGGGAAAGGUGAUCUCCCUAAUGUGCUACUUGCCAGUAUUACGGUAUAUAAGAAGUAAUUAUUCACAUUUUGUUCCCAAAUGGUCCACAAUUGUUACCCCAUUAACAUGGAGCAUUUAUGAGACACAAGUUUCAUUGAGCCACCUGACACAAACAGUAUUAAAAGAGAUUAUAUUCAUGAAACUAUUGUUUAUUUGAUAGCAAAUUUGAGUUUAUGGAAAUUUUAUAUUAAUAGAUCUAAUGCAUCUGAAAUUAAUUUAUUU